AUGGCACCAACUCUAUUUCCUAUGACCAAACUGUUGUCUCGGAAGAUGGUCCCAAUACCACGACACCAUGGCAAGAACCAAUCGAAAAACAUCACAAAGGCUGCCAAUAUGGGGAGGGUUAAGACGUCUCUCACGCAAACGACAAGCCCAGAUCAGGAACUCAGUCAGAGAGAGCUCAAACGCCCCCUAGUCCAUACCAACGUUCUCCACAACUACCAACAUCCGGACGAGGAGCUCAUUGCAUCGAUGCGCAAGAAGGCUGGUCUAAAGCCCCUAAAGCCGUCAUCGCUGGUCCCUUCUUGUCAACCAGCUACCGGAGAAGCUGUACCAUCUGAUAGUAGAGCUCAGGUAGCCGUGUCCACGACUACGCCCCGAAAAUCCCUUGAAGACACUAUUCCAGGGGCUUCAAAUGUCCCAAAGACGUACGCUUGGGAAGAAAAGGCCCAGGGCAUCAUCAUGCGAGAUAGACUUACACUUGACAAGGAUUGGUCCAAGAUCACUUGGAAGCAAAAGUCUAGCAACAUUACUCGACUCAAGUUGCUAAAAGAUGACGGCUAUAAUAUCACUCCCCUAGAGGGGAAGGUGUCUGCAGAUCAGAUCAUCGAUGCUCUCCUGGCUCACAUUGAAGCCAGGAAGCAACGCACGGCACCAAGCCUGAAAUCUGGAGCUACGGCGUCUAUCGAUGAGUUAGAAAACGAAUUCGAGCAACCCAGAGAUGAGGGAUUGCCCACUAGCGUUGCUGAAGACGGUGAUGACGGUUUCGUGGCUAUUUCUGCGACUAAAGUCGUCAACAACUAUAUCCUUGCUAGCAAAAAUAGCCAUUUGCAAAACUUCCGUCCACAAAAGCCAGUUCGUUUAGAGCCUCAACUUUGCCCAAAGGACGAGUUUUACCAAACCCAAGAGAUUAUUGGAACAAAGCGCAAGCACACGCACGAGGACGACAACCAGCCCAACUGGCAUGAGAAGAGGCCCCAGCUGCACUUGCAUGAGAUCUACGCUCAGCGAGAUACAUAUUCUGCUGAGAUGCACGACGCGUCAUCAUGCACAUGCGGUUUUUCACCGAGCAAGUUGAUGCGGAUCGCCACUCCUGAACAGGUAGAGAAGGUAGUCAAAGUGCAAGCGUUUGAACUCGUGAAGUGGCGAACUUCUCGCGGCAUCUUCUCGGCAUCACGAGAAGAGCAUAGAGCCUUUCGAUCCCGCGUAAUCCAUUCUGAUGAGCGAUGGUCCUCUGCACCGGAACUCUGUGUCGACCCUAGGAAGCCGAUUAAGCCAUGCCGAAUCGUGUUCACUGAACACUACGCACCUGCCACUCAGCCUACUGGAUCAGAUGUGUAUAUAGGCUCUGUAGGCUUCAACUAUAUCAAGGACGAGAUCAAGUACCUCUCUUGUGAUCGGGGGAAAGACAGGAGCUACCAAAUUCGCGACCAUGAGCAGCGCGAGGAUGAAGAAGGCGACACCGUGAUGGAAUGUUUCGAUUGGCGUGAGGAGCCAUUCAGACAUGAAAUCCGCCUUUCUUCAAAUGAUGAACACGUUGCAUUCAUCGAUGGCGAACCACUUGCGCUUGUUGGCCUGCUGAAUUACCUAACUACGGGUGAAAUGAUGCACCUUGGGCGCUGGAAAUACGGAGAUAUCAAGGAAAAUGCCGACAACAACUUGGACCCCGAGAUGAAGGUGAUUCAUAAUGGCUCUGUACCUUUGAAUCUUAGCAAAGCUACAGAUUUGGCUUUGAAGAAGAUUGAGGGGAUGUUGAAGGCAGUCCAGGAUGCGGGUGGAGUGGAGAUCAGUGUUGGUGUGAUACACCAGAACAAGUAG
Messenger RNA from Pyrenophora tritici-repentis Pt-1C-BFP, 1812 nucleotides. RefSeq lists its product as uncharacterized. Lineage: Eukaryota; Fungi; Ascomycota; Dothideomycetes; Pleosporales; Pleosporaceae. The record is from RefSeq and is a predicted model, not a curated record.